This is a messenger RNA of Phaedon cochleariae (mustard beetle), 1386 nucleotides long. The record is from the annotation of a GenBank genome assembly. Lineage: Eukaryota; Metazoa; Arthropoda; Insecta; Coleoptera; Chrysomelidae.
AUGUCUAUAGAUUUUCCACCUUCACUGUGCGAAACAAAACAAAAUUUGUUGAUACAUAAAAACAAACUCAAAUUUGGUGCAUACGGUUUUCUCCUGGUCUAUAUUUUUUAUACACAUUUCGAUAUGUUCAGCAAUCCUCAGUGCAUUAUCGAAAUGCCAAACAAAAUGUCGGAGAUAUUCAGGGAACCGGAAUUCUGCAAUUUUUGCGAAAACAUCACCAAAAUAGAUAAAGUGGAAAAUAUAUCUCCUGACACAUUCUACAAAGAAUACGUAAAAACUGCAAAACCAGUAGUAGUAACAGACGGUAUAAAGAACUGGCCAGCAUCUACCACAUUCUCCUUCCAAUUCUUCAAAAAUCUCUACAGCACUGUCGAAAAAAACGGCAAUCCCAAAAAAUCUUGCCAAUUUUUUCCGUACAAAACCGAAUUCAAAGGCUUAGAAGAAGUCUUCGGCAUGAGCCAAGCCAGAGCCAGCUUAUCUCCCGGAGAAAAACCUUGGUACGUGGGCUGGAGCAACUGCAACAAUGAGGCUGGCAAAAAAUUACGCAAGUACUAUUCCAAACCGUACUUUCUGGGCAACAACUCUGAAAACAUUGCCAUGACUUGGAUCUUCAUGGGGGGACCUGGAUAUGGAGCACACAUGCAUAUCACCUUUCGCCAACGUACUAUAAGGAAGAUUUCAUUGGGUCUCAAAACCAUCAAAGCUUGUGGCUCCGACGGAAUCCCACCGAUUGAUCUCAAGAAAUGUGCUCCCGAACUCACACCUGUUCUCUGCAAGUUGUUCUACUACUCUUACGAAUUGGGGAUAUUCCCGUCCAACUGUAAAAUUGCAAGAAUCAUGGAGACAGCUAUCAACAUCGAGCUCAUGAAAUACCUGGAACAUUCAGGUAUUAUCAACGAUAGACAAUAUGGCUUCCGUCAUCAGAUAUCAACUAGUGACCUGCUCGCUUACGUCUCACAUAUAUGGCAGCAAUCUAUUGAAAAAUAUGGUGAAACUUUAGCCGUGGCACUUGAUAUCUCCAAAGCAUUCGAUAGAGUCUGGCACCACGGACUCCUCGCCAAGCUUCCAUCGUCUCUCCAUGUAGUGGUCGACGGAGUUUCAUCUGACUCUCUCACCAUAAAUGCCGGUGUUCCGCAAGAAUCAAUUCUAGCACCAACACUAUUUCUACUCCAUAUCAACGAUUUGUUGAAAGCAACUUCAUGUCCAGUACACAGCUUCGCGGAUGAUAGUACCCUCCAUACCGCCUUCUCUUCCAGGGCUCCAAUACAAGCCAGGCAAAUCAGAAACGAACGAGGAAGAAAUGUUGACAACAUAAAUAUGGACUUGGCAACAAUUCUCGAAAGGGGAUCAAUUAACUUGGUAGAUUUCAAUGCAAACAAAACAUAA